AUGUCUGGUGCAUCUCUCGAAAGGCUUGAUGCUCAGCUCUUUACAGCCUUAAAUAGCGUCCUUGCAAGUCAUCCAGAAGAUGUGGAGCCGCUUUUGGCAAAGAUCGUGCCAUUGAGCAAACUUGGCCAACUACGGUUCAACCAACCUGCUAAUAUCUUACGAAGCUUUAUCUUUGGCGUUAGUUCUAUUACUGUGAACUUGGAGGUGUUGGUUCAAUUCGCUCAGCAGAUUACACUUCGGGAACUGGAAAGCGAGCUGCUUGAUACUGCUGAGCUUUCUGAUGAUGUGGAGAACUUGUUGCUGUGGACAGCCCAUGAGUACUCUAUCGAAUUGCCUGGCGAGGAAGACUCCAUUGAAACUGCCAGAGCUAUUGAGGCCGAUUACGCUCAGCGGAGUAAGCUGAUUGGAUAUACGUCGUGUGAAACGUACGCUAGCUUUAUUAUGGCUAAGAUCAUUCAGCUUUCACGCUACACUACGGAUCUCGAGCAGUAUGAUUUCCUUUUCAAGACUGUUCAGGGUGUAGAAGGUUUAGCGGCUUGGUACCAUGGUGUUGUUGUUCCAUACACCAACUUCAGACAUCAUUUUGGAACCGUGCUUGGUGCUGAAGUGCCAGCGUUUGAGUACCUCAGCCGUGAGACUUACAACGAGAAACUAGACUUUUUCCUUCAACCAUAUAAUGCUGCAGUCGACAAGGCACAUGUUGCUUUUAGUCCUCAGAAGUUGUUGACUAGUGUUCUUCUUCCUUUGGCUCUCUACUACGGUGGAGAUCUUUCACCACUUUUAGAUUGGACUUACACCGAUAAAAAGCAUCCUUCUUGGUUGUCUAGGUUGCUGACUUUUCAAAACACUACUGAGAGUGUCUUAAACUUCACUGAUUAUAAAGGGCAGAGCAUACCGAUUGAAUCGUUGACCGGUUUUGUAAGCAAUUACAUUGCCCUAGCAUACUAUUUUGCCUUUUACGGGGAAUCGUCAGUGUCUUCCGUCGAUGUGUCCAGAGCUUAUGACAUGAUUGAUAACUCUUUAACAUCUCUAAUAGAGCUGUUGGAUGUGACAAGCUCCGGUGGCUCCUUGCUUCCAGAGACUGUUGAUGUUGAUAACUUGCCUGAAUAUUCUAGUUUCUCGGAAUUCGUGUCAAGCGAAAGAAACCCAUUGAAACCACUUUUUAGGCUGGAUUUGAAAGCAUGUAUUGCCUUCCUCAAGAACGUGAUCGCAACAUGUUGUCAGGUAUUCCCAGUGAACGGCCUUACUGUUUCCAAAUAUUUGAAGCUCAGUCAGGACGGCUUGGCAGACCUGGAGUCUGUCAAGAAAGAAGUUCUUCGUGUAUUGGCCCACUUGGAAUCAUCCAACCACGAAAAGCUUCUUCACUCUGUGAAGCUUAUCUCUUCAUCUUUUGUAAAGGGAGACAAGCAACUAGAAGGAGAACUAGAUCAUGUCAUUUUCGAAAGGUUACUUGGUGUGGGCCUCUUCCCUGUUGCCACAGAGUUCUACAACAACAAUGCAUCUCUCUCGGUGAACCAAGCAUUCGAUGUCGUACUUAAGAAAUUCAGGCAUGAGUUUGAUGAAGCUAAUAGCUUGGACGAGCGCAUUGGCCAUCUUAAACAGGCUCACGAGUGUAUAACCCUCUUGAGUACGCUUUCAUCUAGCCAAGAGUUAGACGAAACGUAUAAAGGACAAGUUGUGAAACUCAAGCAUUUGCUCAAAGCACUCAACAGUUUGAAGAACUUCAAGCUCUCGCUUGAUGGUAAGAGCUCUGCAAGGCCUCUGGCUCUCCUUAGCAAAAUCACUAGAACGGAUGAAAAUGAGCAUUUCACGCCUUUCUCAAUCGUCUCCCUAGUGUUGGAACAGAAUCCGAAGUCUUAUCAUGCCUAUGAAAAGCUUUACCGUAUCGUCAACGACUUGGCCAUCUACUUGGGGAUCGCCUUAUCGCAUGUCCCAUUUGCUAGGAUUCAAUCCGCUUGCAUCGAGUCUGCAUUGAUUGACAACAACUUUGACUUUGCCUACAAACAUUCAAAGAUCCUCUUUGACCACUACGCUUCCGAUAACACGCUCAACCUAAGCGAAUACUGGCUCACGUUCUACCAAACUGCCAAGUUCGUUUCUCCUGAAUGGUUCAACGACGAUGAUAUCAUGAUAGAAAAGAAGAAGCUUGAAAUCUACCUCAAGCAGAGAGAGCUUCUAUUCCUCACACUCAAGCUCUCCAAGCCAACCAGUUCUACAGUUGACAACAGUCGACUUAUCUUGAACCAGCUCAAGCAAAAAGAAAAAGACAUUGAUGUCAUAUUUGACCACCUUGAGCAGUACAGUGAGCAGACGAGCCAAAUGCAGAUAGAGCCUCUGGUUCUUCAGAUCCCUGAGAACGCAGGCAGAUUAUUGAACGAAGCCUCCAAGACCACCUCCCAUGCCAGCGACAAGCUCUCCAACUUGUUUGUUUCCGGCCUUGGUUGGGCCAUCGGCGCCAAAAGAGCGACGUUAAUAAAUAGAAUAGCAUACGUUUCUCCAUGA
Candidozyma haemuli is the source of this 2502-nucleotide messenger RNA. RefSeq lists its product as uncharacterized. Bases 1 to 2502 code for a protein of 833 amino acids. The transcript has a single exon. Gene Ontology annotation, biological process: retrograde vesicle-mediated transport, Golgi to endoplasmic reticulum. The record is from RefSeq and is a predicted model, not a curated record. Lineage: Eukaryota; Fungi; Ascomycota; Pichiomycetes; Serinales; Metschnikowiaceae.